GUCAAGUUCUGGUCAAAAAAGAUAAAAGAGGAAAGAAAGAAGGAUAACCAGGUCAAGACGAACGACAGACUGGACUCACUGGAGUGAUCAACAAGUUUCUAAAAGUGGACUUUUUAACGAUUGUCAUGAAUGGAAACCCCCACCAACUCGAAGCAAAGAACCAUUGAGCUAGUCCCAAAAGACUCGAUUGCUCAUCAUUCAGAUUCAAUUCACAGACACUGAUACAGCAGUACUCUAGUAAUAGUUGUAGUAGUAGUACCAUAACAUAAAUGUCGGAGCCGCCACCACCACCUUUGCCUCCAAAAGAGUCCCUCAUUAAGCGCUACAGACUCAUUUGGCGUUUGCUCUUGAAUGCCAAUCUUGCUCUUGGAGCUUACAUGUUUGUGAGGGCAAGCAGGAAAGAUUCAGGUAUAGUUAAUAGUAAAGCUUCAGAAAAAAGUGUGGGAGAUGAGAAAGCAGCAGCAAAAGUCCCCUCUGAUCCUAUUACAAAUACAGAUAUCCCAAUUCCUGAGAUAUUGGAUUUCCCUCCACCAUUAAUGGAGCCUGUGAAAGUGCGGCAGCCCAUCCCUGAAGAUCAGCAGCGUGAACUUUUCCAGUGGAUUUUGGAGGAGAAAAGAAAAAUCAAACCAAAGGAUUCUCAAGAGAAGAAACAAAUUGAUGAAGACAAGGCAACUCUCAAACAGUUUAUUCGAGCAAAAUCUGUUCCAGGUCUUUAGUUGAUGCUUGUCUUUGAUCAAAACUCGUUGUAGAGAACAUGUUACAAGGGACAGGCUCUCCCAUUUAGGUGUAAGUGUUGUGAAAUUGAUUUGAACUGAGUUAGAUGACGGCUUUAACAUUGUAUUGAUAGCUAUACAAUUCGGAAAAAGGAUCCUGAUUACAAUCAGUUUUUCCUCCACAAACGGUAAAGCAUUCUUCAUUGAAGGCAACCAAGUCCUGCUGUUGUUGGGUUCGCUAAUUUAGACAACAAAGCUAUAUUGAAGUCA
Quercus robur (English oak) is the source of this 983-nucleotide messenger RNA. RefSeq lists its product as uncharacterized. The record is from RefSeq and is a predicted model, not a curated record. NCBI's taxonomy places the organism in Eukaryota, Viridiplantae, Streptophyta, Magnoliopsida, Fagales, Fagaceae. Bases 270 to 716 code for a protein of 148 amino acids. The transcript is spliced from 2 exons.